Molecule: messenger RNA, 1380 nt
Organism: Pterocles gutturalis (yellow-throated sandgrouse)
Lineage: Eukaryota; Metazoa; Chordata; Aves; Pterocliformes; Pteroclidae
Gene: RAB11FIP2
Product: RAB11 family interacting protein 2 (class I)
Exons: 3
Biological process (GO): regulated exocytosis
Cellular component (GO): endosome; phagocytic cup
Molecular function (GO): small GTPase binding
Source: RefSeq, a predicted model, not a curated record
GAGCGCUGGAGGAAGGGCCGCGCCGGGCCCCUGACAGGUGUCUCCGCCGUAAGUGGCCUUACGAAGGAACUGGAAGAAUUAAGAGACUUUGUAUUUGUUAUUGCUGCUGCUGCAAUCUUCAAAGAUGAUGCUGUCAGAGCAAGCCCAGAAGUGGUUCCCAACUCACGUGCAGGUUACGGUCCUUCAAGCCAAAGGUCUGAAGCCCAAAGGUAAAAAUGGCAGCAACGAUGCCUACACCAUCAUACAGCUGGGCAAGGAGAAGUACUCCACCUCGGUGGCCGAGAAGACCUUGGAUCCCGUCUGGAAAGAAGAGGCCUCCUUCGAGCUCCCUGGAUUACUCAUGCAGGAGAAUCCAGAAAAAUACAUCCUGUACCUGAUCGUCAUGCACAGGUCGCUGGUGGGGCUGGACAAGUUUUUGGGACAGGUGGCCAUAAGUCUGAAUGAUAUAUUCGAGGACAAGCAAAGACGGAAGACAGAGUGGUUUCAACUAGAGUCCAGACAAGGGAAGAGAACUAAAGACAGGGGAGAAAUAAAGGUCAAUAUUCAGUUUAUGAGGAAUAACAUGACAGCAAGUAUGUUUGAUUUGUCAAUGAAGGACAAAACCAAAUCCCCUUUUGCUAAACUAAAAGAUAAAAUGAAGGGUCGAAAAAACGAUGGCACAUUUUCGGAUACAUCCUCUGCAAUCAUCCCAAGUACUCACAUACCCGAUGCAAAUGUAGAGGUAUGUAGUGGUGAAGUUCAAAUGAAAGCAAAACCAAAAAAACCUUUCCUUUUGGGACCUCAGCGGCUAUCCUCGGCUCAUUCGAUGUCAGAUUUAACGGGACAUGUCUCCUCAGAAAAAUUGAAAUCCAGCACAGUUGGCUACUCUCAUCUUUUCAGGCGUCAGCUAGAAUCGUUUAGUUCAGUUGAUGAAGGUGGGAGUCUGAAAUCUCCACAUAGAAGGACAUUAAGUGUUGAUACUUCUAAAGUGAACCAGCUUGACAGCACGGUUGAUGAAACUGCACUUGAAGCACAAAAUGACCCAUUUACCAAUGUGAGUGCUUCGUUACCCCAAAAAUUUGCCACACUGCCAAGACAGAAGAAUCCAUUUGAAGAAAGCCCGGCAACGUGGGAUCAAAACAUAAGUCUGUUUUCCAAACCUGUCGAAAUCAGGAAAGAAAUUAAAAAAGAGAAAAAAGAGAAAGUUAGUCUUUUUGAGAGAGUGACUGGAAAAAAAGAUAGCAGGAGGUCAGAUAAACUUAGCAAUGGGGGAUCAGACAGUUGUACUGACUUGAAAUCACCUAGUGCAUUUGGUGAAACUCAUCGGGAGAGUUUUGAUUAUGAGUCGACUAAUCCGUUUAUGACAAACUUCAAGCCUACAAGCGUGUUGCCAUCUUCAAG